AUGGGUUGUCUUAACUCCACCAGUGGAAAUGAGACUUUGUCUGGCAGGCAGCCGUACACUCUGCAGACCUCCGUGCCUCUGACGAUCCUGGUGGGCAUCCUCAUCCUGCUGACUGUUUUUGGAAACGUCAUGGUAGUCAUCGCUGUGACAACAAGCCGAGCCCUGAGAGCACCUCAGAACUUGUUUUUAGUCUCUCUGGCGUCUGCAGACAUCCUGGUUGCCACCUUGGUUAUGCCCUUCUCUUUGGCAAAUGAACUGAUGGGUUACUGGUACUUUGGCAAGGUGUGGUGUGAGAUCCAUCUGGCUCUGGACGUGCUCUUCUGCACCUCAUCCAUCGUUCACCUGUGCAGCAUCAGCCUGGACCGAUACUGGUCUAUAACUCAGGCGAUUGAGUACAACCUGAAGAGGACGCCGCGCCGGAUUAAAGGCACAAUCUUCAUAGUUUGGGUGCUGGCGGCCAUAAUAUCAUUCCCUCCACUUAUCACAAUGAAAAAGGACGAAGGUGAAGAGGACAGACCUGAAUGUAAAAUUAACGAUGAGAAGUGGUACAUUAUAUUCUCCAGCACUGCCUCCUUCUUCGCCCCCUGUGUCAUCAUGAUCAUGGUGUAUGUCAGGAUCUACCAGGUUGCCAAGAAAAGAACCAGAUCCCUGCCAGGUGAGAGGCAACGCCAGAAUGGAAACUUAAGAGACACUAAGUGCGGUUUGGACCCCGUGGAGGGAAAGGACAUGGAAGGGAGCGAGGUGGAGGCUGGGGAGGGCGGAGAGGUCAACGGGUUGGACAUGGAAGAGGAACCCUCCUCUUCCGAUGGAAAUGAGACCGUCCUGUGUUCCCUGAAGAAGAAGAGGGGUCUCAGAGCAACCAAAGUGGCUCAGGUGACGCAGGGAGAGGCGCCUCCGAAGCCGGAGGUGCCGCCCAGUGUGAGAGCGAGCAGGUGGAAAGGACGACAGUACCGAGAGUGGCGCUUCACGUUUGUUCUGGCCGUGGUCAUGGGAGUGUUCGUUCUCUGCUGGUUCCCCUUUUUCUUCACAUACACGCUCACUGCCGUGUGCGACUCCUGCUGCGUCCCAGAGACACUGUUCAAGAUGUUCUUCUGGUUGAGUUAUUGCAAUAGUUCCGUUAAUCCUUUAAUAUACACUAUAUUCAAUAAUGACUUCAGGAGGUCAUUUAAAAAGAUCCUUUGCAAACGGGACAGAAGAGGCUUAUAA
Molecule: messenger RNA, 1206 nt
Organism: Limanda limanda (common dab)
Lineage: Eukaryota; Metazoa; Chordata; Actinopteri; Pleuronectiformes; Pleuronectidae
Product: alpha-2A adrenergic receptor-like
Exons: 1
Coding region: 1-1206 (401 amino acids)
Biological process (GO): adenylate cyclase-activating adrenergic receptor signaling pathway
Cellular component (GO): membrane
Molecular function (GO): adrenergic receptor activity
Source: RefSeq, a predicted model, not a curated record